Messenger RNA from Phlebotomus argentipes, 591 nucleotides. RefSeq names its product large ribosomal subunit protein eL32 (gene RpL32). The coding region runs from base 140 to 544 and encodes 134 amino acids. The record is from RefSeq and is a predicted model, not a curated record. Gene Ontology annotation, molecular function: structural constituent of ribosome. Lineage: Eukaryota; Metazoa; Arthropoda; Insecta; Diptera; Psychodidae. Gene Ontology annotation, biological process: translation. Gene Ontology annotation, cellular component: cytosolic large ribosomal subunit; ribosome. The transcript is spliced from 3 exons.
CUGACUGUCAUGCCGAUCCACAAAACACAGCCGAGCGCUGAAUUCGGCCGUCAAGUGAGUUUCCGGUUUCCAAGUCUGCCUUUUCUAUUGGGUUGUCAGAAAACGUGGAUUUACCUUAUAGUUUUCCUCAAAAUCCGCAAUGACCAUCCGGCCAGCCUACAGACCCAAGAUCGUGAAGAAGCGCACGAAGCGCUUCAUUCGCCACCAAUCUGACCGAUAUGCCAAGCUAAAGCAAAAAUGGAGAAAGCCCAAGGGUAUCGACAAUCGCGUGCGUCGUCGCUUCAAGGGUCAGUUCCUGAUGCCCAACAUCGGCUACGGCUCCAAUAGCAAGACCCGCCACAUGCUGCCCACGGGCUUCAAGAAGUUCCUGGUGCACAAUCUGCGCGAGCUGGAGGUGUUGAUGAUGCAGAACCGCGUGUACUGCGCCGAAAUCGCCCACGGAGUGUCGUCCAAGAAGCGCCGGGACAUCGUCGAGAGGGCCAAGCAGCUCUCCAUCCGCGUGACCAAUCCCAAUGGCAGGAUCCGAUCGCAGGAGAACGAGUAAACUGUCCUCCGGAAGGAAACUCGCGUCAAAUAAAUGGAUGAAUAAAG